GUUUCCAACAGUUGUCUCCAAAGGAGUUAAUGGAACGGGUCUGAGGAAUUAGAAUGAAAGGUUUGUUUACUUGUUACUUAACUACUAAACCUUCUUACUACUUAAACUAACAAAUUGGUAGAGACUUUCAUAUUGUUUGCUCCUUGUUUUGCUUAACAUGUCCUUUUUUUGUUCCGUUGACAAUUAACUGAGCUGACUUAUGUGAUGGAAUAUUUAUGAACUAUACAUGGAAGGAGAACUACCCACAACUAUCAGCUGAAGUUGCAGAGGACAGAAAAUUCGAUGUCUACAUGGGUAUUGAUGUCUUUGGUCGGGGCUCUUUUGGUGGUGGGCAAUCGACUGUAAAUGCUGCUCUUGAUUUGCUGAAGAGACACAAUCUAUCAGCUGCCAUGUUUGCUCCUGGAUGGGUAUAUGAGACUGCACAACCACCCAAUUUUCAUACGGCUCAGAAUAAAUGGUGGUCACUUGUCGGGAAGUCUUGGGGAAUAGUUGGCUAUAAACUGGGAUUGCUGUUGGCUAUAAACUGGGAUUGCUGAUUAAUGAAGAGACUUUUGUUCUUGCUGUAACUCAACACAUUUUUAUUUUUUGUGUCAUGAAACUUUUUAAUUUUAAAAAACUAUCUUUUCAAACA
Messenger RNA from Camelina sativa (false flax), 631 nucleotides. Lineage: Eukaryota; Viridiplantae; Streptophyta; Magnoliopsida; Brassicales; Brassicaceae. The record is from RefSeq and is a predicted model, not a curated record.